AUAAGCAGACUUCUGACCACAUUGCAUUGAUCAUAGAAGAGGAUCCAGACAAAAAGAAGAAGGAUAAGACAUUGAAAAGGAAACAGAAAGAAACUCCAAACCUAGCAACACUGCAGAUUUAUGAAGGAGACUUGGAGAGCGAAUUUAAUAACUUUGAGGACUGGGUGAAAACUUUCCAGCUCUUAAGAGGAAAAUCUAAUGAUGAAGUUCAUGCUGACUCUGAAGACAGAAUAAUAGGAAAAUUUAAGGGCUCCUUCUGCAUAUACCCAAGUCCUGAGGAUGGCAGCUUGCUGGACAGAGGGCAGCCCCGCAUCCUGCAAGGGAUACCACCAAACCACCCCGUCAAAGUCCUCAUCAGGGUUUAUAUUGUGGCAGCGUUUAACCUCAGCCCAGCUGACCCAGAUGGCAAGUCAGAUCCCUACAUUGUGCUGAGAUUGGGCAACACGGAAAUUAAAGACAGGGAAAACUACAUCCCCAAGCAGCUAAACCCAGUAUUUGGAAGAUCAUUUGAAAUCCAAGCCACAUUCCCCAAGGAUUCCUCGCUCACAGUCCUGAUCUAUGACCAUGACUUCGUGGGAACAGAUGAUCUCAUUGGAGAGACUAAAAUUGAUUUGGAAAAUCGUUUCUACAGCAGGCAUCGAGCUACCUGUGGGUUACAAAGUCAAUAUGAAAUAGAUGGGUACAAUGCGUGGCGCGAUGCAACCAAGCCAAGCGAGAUCCUCACUAAGCUGUGUAAGGACUACGGAAUAAAUGGACCCUUCAUGCGGCCAGGGGAGCUACAAGUAGGAACAAAAGUCUUUAAGGGACAGACAGUCUUCACAGAAGAUGAGAACGGUAAUGAAGAGCCAGUUGAAUCGUACGAACAUCUCUCCUUAAAGGUUUUACAUGCUUGGGAAGAAAUCCCUGGAGCUGGACACAAACUGGUCCCAGAGCACAUUGAGACUCGGCCUCUCUACCAUAAGGAUAAGCCAGGCAUGGAACAGGGUCGUGUACAGAUGUGGGUUGACAUGUUUCCUAAUGAUAUGCCUCUGCCAGGACCCCCAGUGGACAUUUCACCAAGAAAACCCAAAGGCUAUGAACUGAGGGUAAUAAUCUGGAAUACAGAGGAUGUAAUUCUAGAAGAUGAAAAUAUCUUUACAGGGCAAAAAUCAAGUGAUAUCUAUGUAAAAGGGUGGAUAAAGGGCCUGGAAGAGGACAAGCAGGAGACAGAUGUACAUUACAACUCCUUGACAGGAGAGGGCAACUUCAACUGGCGCUUUGUGUUCCCGUUCUACUAUCUCCCAGCAGAGAAACAAAUGGUGGUUAGUAAAAGAGAAAACAUAUUUUCCUUGGAAAAGACAGAGCGCAAAGUACCGGCUGAACUGGUGCUUCAGGUGUGGGACUUUGAAAGACUCUCUUCAGAUGAUUUCUUGGGCACUCUUGAAUUGAACCUGAAUGGGUUCCCCCGAGCAGCAAAGACAGCCAAGAGCUGUGACCUAGGCAUGGUUGUGGCAGCAAGUGAAGAAAACAAGAUCUCCAUAUUUCAGCAGAAGCGUGUCAGAGGCUGGUGGCCUUUCAUCAAGGCUGGGGAGCUCACGGGCAAAGUGGAAGCUGAGUUUCACUUAGUCACAGCAGAAGAAGCUGAGAAGAAUCCAGUAGGCAAAGCUCGAAAGGAGCCUGAGCCCUUGGAAAAACCUAACCGACCAGACACAUCCUUCUCUUGGUUUGUAAAUCCUUUCAAGUGUUUGUAUCACCUGAUCUGGAGAAAUUACAAGAAGUACAUCAUCAUCGGCAUAAUUCUGCUUAUUCUCAUUGUCUUCCUGGUACUUUUCAUCUACACGCUGCCAGGUGCGAUCAGUCAUAGGAUAGUUGUAGGAUGAGUAUAGGUUAUGGCUCUCAUUGUAAGCAAUCAUAUACAAACACUUC
Pelecanus crispus (Dalmatian pelican) is the source of this 1905-nucleotide messenger RNA. The record is from RefSeq and is a predicted model, not a curated record. Lineage: Eukaryota; Metazoa; Chordata; Aves; Pelecaniformes; Pelecanidae.